Messenger RNA from Pteronotus mesoamericanus, 2829 nucleotides. RefSeq names its product inositol polyphosphate-5-phosphatase E (gene INPP5E). The record is from RefSeq and is a predicted model, not a curated record. Gene Ontology annotation, cellular component: nucleus; axoneme; Golgi apparatus. Gene Ontology annotation, molecular function: inositol-polyphosphate 5-phosphatase activity; phosphatidylinositol-4,5-bisphosphate 5-phosphatase activity. The coding region runs from base 237 to 2186 and encodes 649 amino acids. Lineage: Eukaryota; Metazoa; Chordata; Mammalia; Chiroptera; Mormoopidae. Gene Ontology annotation, biological process: phosphatidylinositol dephosphorylation. The transcript has 11 exons.
CGCCGGUUGCCGAGGCGUCUGCCAAGGCCCGCGGAGAUUGGGGAGCAGACAGCAGCGAGAGACCCCUUGGGCGCUCCAGGACUUCGGGGCCCCCAGCCAUGCAGCGGCUGGCCCUGCCCCUGCGGGCCUUCUCCACGCCCCGCUGCCGGGGACUUCUGACCGCACAUCCCUGACACCGGGGCAUCGCCAGCAGCCCUCAAGGAGCUGUCCCCCCGGGUGCGCUGGACCCCUGGACUAUGCCAUCCAAGUCAGCCUGCCUGGGGCCCUCGGAGGCGGCGCCCCAGCAGCCCGAAGCCAGAAUGCUCAAGGGGAGACUUCCGAACACAGACAGAGACCUGGUCCCCUGCCCAGGGGCCCUGCCCACCGACAGCUCUCCCGGGCCUGAGAAGAGCCCAGUGGUCCCUCUGGACAUGCCAGCAGAAAUCACCAAUGAAGACCCACAGGCUAAGGCCAAACCCUUCACCCCAAAGCCACCGACGAGGCCCAGGCUGGAGCGGGCACUGUCCCUGGAUGAGAAGGGCUGGAGGAGGAGGCGUUUUCGGAACAGCCACGAGGACCUGGCCUCCCGGAACGGGGCCAGCCCCUCCAGGGCCUCCUCGCGGGACGAGGCCCCCGGGCCCUCUGCCCACACUCACUCCCCACCCUGCCUGAGCACCUCCUUGCAGGAAAUCCCCACGUCCCGCGGGGCUCUGGGCCACGCGGGCGGGAGCCCCUCCUCAUGGGGUAAUGGUGUCUCUGGAAUCAUCGGCACCUCCCUGGAUGCCCUGCACCGGAACGGGGCCCCGGCGGGGAGCACCCCCAGGCUGGCCAGCGGGCUUCCCUCACGCCUGCUGCCCGCGCUGGACUGGAACGUCGCCUCCAACUCCCUGCGGACGGCGAACAAGGUGGAUGCGGACCACGCGGACUACAAGCUCCGCCUGCAGACCAGGCUGUUCCGGGCCCACAGCAGCCUGGGCCCCAGCCGGCCCCCCAGCCCCCUGGCCUGCGACGACUGCUCCCUGCGCUCCACCAAGUCCUCCUUCAGCCUCCUGGCGCCCAUCCGUGCCAAGGACGUCCGGGACAGGAGCUAUCUGGAGGGGAGCCUCCUGGCCAGCGGGGCCCUGAUGGGGGCGGACGAGCUGGCCCGGUACUUCCCGGACCGGAGCGUGGCCCUCUUCGUGGCCACCUGGAACAUGCAGGGCCAGAAGGAGCUGCCUCCCGACCUGGGUGAGCUCCUGCUGCCCGCGGAGGCCGACUUCGCCCAGGACCUGUAUAUCAUCGGGGUCCAGGAGGGCUGCUCCGACAGGCGGGAGUGGGAGGCGCGCCUGCAGGAGACGCUGGGGCCGCACUAUGUCAUGCUGUCCUCCGCGGCCCACGGGGCGCUGCACGUGUCCGUGCUCAUCCGCCGGGACCUCAUCUGGUUCUGCUCAGAGGUGGAGAGUGGCACAGUGACCACGCGCAUCGUGUCCCAGAUCAAGACCAAGGGGGCCCUGGCCGUGGCCUUCACCUUCUUCGGCACCUCCUUCCUCUUCAUCACGUCCCACUUCACCUCCGGGGACGGGAAGGUCAGCGAGAGGCUGCUGGACUACAGCAAGACCAUCCAGGGGCUCGCCCUGCCCAGGAACGUGCCGGACACCUGCCCCUACCGCUCCGACUCGGCGGACGUCACCACCCGCUUCGACGGGGUGUUCUGGUUUGGAGACUUCAACUUCCGCCUGAGCGGCGGGCGCGUGGCAGUGGAGGCCCUCCUGAAGCAGGACCCGGGGACGAGCGUGCCCGCCCUGCUGCAGCUGGACCAGCUCACCCGGGAGAUGAAGAAAGGGUCCAUCUUCAAGGGCUUCCAGGAGCCUGACAUCCACUUCCUGCCGUCGUACAAGUUCGACAUUGGGAAGGACUCCUAUGACACCUCAUCCAAGCAGAGGACCCCGUCCUACACGGACCGGGUCAUGUACCGCAGCCGCCACAAAGACGACAUCUGCCCGCUCAAGUACGCGUCUUGUCCUGGGGUCAAGACCUCGGACCACCGCCCCGUGUACGGCCUGUUCCGUGUGAAAGUGAGGCCCGGGAGAGACAACAUCCCGCUGGCCGCCGGCAAGUUUGACCGCGAGCUGUACUUAAUUGGGAUUAAAAGGCGGAUUUCCAAAGAGAUGCAGAGACAGCAGGCCCUGAAGACGCAGCACGCCAGCGCCAUCUGCACCGUUUCCUGAGGGAGCUCCUCUGAAGAGGGCUGUUGCCCGCCGAGGACGGAGGCGGCUGCCGGUGGGGACCGCCCUGCCUUGGGGAUGCUGGUGACCCAUGGCCGGAGGAUGCCCUACCUUCUGAGAGAGAACCUGACAGGCCCGUGGACUGCAGCCGGGGCGGGCCCUCCGCCAGGGGCCAGAGCCAGCUGCUGACUUUGUGAGGCGUCCCUGCAGAGGCCCAGCUUCCCUUGGGGCAGGCGGAGCUGGGGCCCCACGCUGGCCAUGCCAUGCCUGCCCUGUCCCUUGGGGGGCUCACGCCCCUCGAGCCGGCAGCAGAGCCGCUGCCCGAGCCUGUGCCAGCUCCCCGUCCCGCUUGCACGCCCGCGGCUGCCCCAGCGACCAGGUUCCAUCCUCUGGCCCUUCCUCAUCUGAGCACAGCUGGCCUGAUACCAGGGGGGCUACUCAGUGACACGGUGGGGUGACUUGGGGCACACGCUAGGACCAAGCGGAGGCUAAGUUGGUCACCGGGCUAAAGCCAGACACUGUCCAGGGAGCCACCAGGGUCCCACUGCUGGGCUGGGGCAGGGAGGGGGGAAUGUGGCCGAUGUUUCAGGGCCGGAUGGGCCCUCCAGCCGUGAUGCCACCUCCCUGCCCUCCCGGCUUCACCAGU